AAAAGAAAACGUACAGCUGGGACAUAUAAACGAUGGCGGUUUGGAGAGUGAAGUUCACAAAAACUAAGAGGGACAAGCUAGCACAGGUUCUUUGGAUCCUGAACUGGUUCUCUGUAUUAACGGGGGCAAUCCUCUUCAGCUUGGGGAUCUUCCUAAAGGUGGAGCUCAACAAGCAAGAAGAGAUGAUGGCUGAUAGGGACAUUCAUUACGUGCCCAACAUGCUGAUUGCUGUGGGCCUCAUCGCCUGUGCCAUAAACUUUCUGGGAGGGAAGAUCUGCUAUGACUGCGUGGACACCAACAAGUUCCUGCGCUGGAAGCUGAUUAUGUUGCCCUACAUCAUCUUCACCUUCUUCUUCACUUUCUGUGUGCUGGUGGGGGCUCUGAUGUGUUACACCAUGCGUGGGGAGCUGGAGGAAUCAUUGAACCUGGGGCUGACACAGGCCAUGAAGUUCUAUAAGGACACAGACACCCCGGGACGAUGCUUCCUGAAGCGUACGGUGGAUAUACUGCAGAUAGAGUUCCAGUGCUGUGGGAACAAUGGAUAUAAAGACUGGUUUCAAAUCCAGUGGAUCAGCAACCGAUACCUGGAUAUGACCCACAAAGACGUGGCGGACCGGUUAAGAAGUAAUGUGGAGGGAAAGUACCUGAUGGAUGGAGUCCCCUUCAGCUGCUGUAACAUUGACUCCCCCCGGCCCUGCAUCCAGCAGCAGAUCACCAACAACUCGGCUCAUUUUAACUACGAGCACCAGACGGAGGAGCUCAACCUGAGGAUGAAGGGCUGCCGCCAGGCGCUGCUGGACUACUUCACCCACAUCAUGCAGUCCAUCGGCCUCACCGUCCUCAUCAUCUGGCUGUUUGAGCUGUCAGUGUUGACGGGGGUUCGUUUCCUCCAAACCUCUCUGGAAAAUGUGCUGAAACAGGGGGACCCCGACUCUGAAUCUGACGGCUGGCUGCUAGAAAACAGCUUUAUGGAGACGGCCCGCACCAACCUGAACAUCAUCAAGAGCCUCGGCAAGAGCAACCAGAUAGACGACGGAAACAAUGGAGACCCCAACAUUAACGUGCCCUCAACCUCUAUAGCAAACUAUGGGCCAGAUAAUGUACCGCCUAAGGAAGCACCUAAAGCCAGUUGA
Molecule: messenger RNA, 1133 nt
Organism: Labrus bergylta (ballan wrasse)
Lineage: Eukaryota; Metazoa; Chordata; Actinopteri; Labriformes; Labridae
Product: photoreceptor outer segment membrane glycoprotein 2-like
Biological process (GO): visual perception
Cellular component (GO): plasma membrane
Source: RefSeq, a predicted model, not a curated record